AUGGAGGCAGAACAGGAAAUGCAAGGUGCUAGGAACAUGGGAGAAGAGGAGAAAAGAAAUGGAACACAGGCUUUGGGGAAGGGAGAAGGAGUAACCGAGCUCACUGAAUUGGAAAAUGAGGAGGCGGAGAUAAAGAGCAUCCUAGAAUGUCUUGAGAACAAUGAUUUGUUGUCUGUGGAGCACCAGCUUCACAUCUUGAGAAACCUAGAAACAAAAAUCAAUGUUGUCAAUCACCUCAGUAGUGACUUGGCCCAGCGGCUGGUUGACAUCACCUCCAUCAAUCUAAUCAAGAAUUCGGAGCUGAAGGAGGAAUUUGAGGAGGCUGCCAUUGCCAUCCUAGUGGCUGUUGGGAAGCACUGUCCAGGAGAUGUUGUGGCUAUGCUGCAGGAGAGAUUCCAGCCAAAAGUCCUGCCCCACCGCAGUAUCCUCUGUGCAAUGGAGAAGCUCUGUCAACUCAGUGGUUGCAAAUGGCCCCAACAGGAACAUGGCCCUGUCCCACCUCUGCACUGGACUGCAGAGCUGAGUAGGCUGCACCAUCCAAAGUAAUGGCUCCCUAUAUAGGUGCAAUGUGGGACUGUGUCCUGCCAGCCCUGCCCCUAGUCCAG
Molecule: messenger RNA, 605 nt
Organism: Chelonoidis abingdonii (Abingdon island giant tortoise)
Lineage: Eukaryota; Metazoa; Chordata; Testudines; Testudinidae
Source: RefSeq, a predicted model, not a curated record